Malassezia restricta is the source of this 252-nucleotide messenger RNA. RefSeq names its product small subunit ribosomal protein S27e. Gene Ontology annotation, biological process: translation; ribosomal small subunit assembly. Gene Ontology annotation, molecular function: RNA binding; structural constituent of ribosome. NCBI's taxonomy places the organism in Eukaryota, Fungi, Basidiomycota, Malasseziomycetes, Malasseziales, Malasseziaceae. The record is from RefSeq and is a predicted model, not a curated record. The coding region runs from base 1 to 252 and encodes 83 amino acids. The transcript has 3 exons. Gene Ontology annotation, cellular component: cytosolic small ribosomal subunit; ribosome.
AUGACCCUCGCUGUCGACCUCAUUAACCCAUCGCACGAGCAGCAGCAGAACUGCCACAAGCUCAAGCGUCUGGUUCAGAGCCCCAACUCGUUCUUCAUGGACGUCAAGUGCCCUGGCUGCUUCGCCAUUACAACCGUGUUCUCGCACGCCCAAUCGGUCGUCCUCUGCGGCAGCUGCGCUCAAGUACUUAGCCAGCCGACCGGUGGUAAGGCCCGUCUUGCUGUCGGCUGCUCGUUCCGUCGCAAGGCGUAA